AUGUCCAACUUCACCACCAAUGUAGAAGUCCAAAAAGCCAGACUUCCCAUGGAUUUUGAUGGAACUCAGGAAAAAUUCAUAACAUGGUUCAGAACCAUCAACUUGUACAUCAAUGCCCAUCCCGACAUCUUCAAAGAAGACAAGGCCAAAAUCAAUUUGACCCUGAGUUACAUGACUGAGGGGCUUGCCGACAUUUGGGCAGAGCUAUACACAAUCACUCAUACAACCACCAAUGAUAAAAUUGAAUUUGGCACCUGGAAGGACUUUGUUGAAGAGCUUAAAAAAUUCUUUGACACAAAAAAAGCAAGAGAGGAAGCUCUGGCCUGUGUUACACAUGAAAAGGGACAGCUGGAAGCAUAUAUCUUGAGGUUCAAUAUGCUUGCCAUACAAGCUGGAUUCAAACUUGAGGGAGAAGAGAAAUUGGCAACCAGCAAACUGCUUGGAAUUUUUUUUGCCAGAAUGGAUGUCAGCUUGUGUUGUAAAAUCAUGACAAGGGUGAGCUGGGACAUCUCUACAUUGGCAGAAGCACAAGAUGCUGCUCGGAAAUUUGAUGCAGCUUGUCAGAAACAGCCUCUUGCUGAUUCUCCACUUUAUUAA
This is a messenger RNA of Laccaria bicolor S238N-H82, 597 nucleotides long. RefSeq lists its product as uncharacterized. NCBI's taxonomy places the organism in Eukaryota, Fungi, Basidiomycota, Agaricomycetes, Agaricales, Hydnangiaceae. The coding region runs from base 1 to 597 and encodes 198 amino acids. The record is from RefSeq and is a predicted model, not a curated record. The transcript has a single exon.